UGACGAGGAAUAUGGUAGAGGGACUGAUCUUUUCCACGUAAGUGCAGUAGAUAAGGAGUCAUGCUAAGUCAAAAAGGCUGAAUAGAUCAUAAGGCUGUUGUGUCUCCAUUUCCAUUUCCUUUUCUCUCCAUUAUUGUUGCACAAAAUCACCAUACAAAUGGCGGGAUCGUUCGACAAGCAUGCACAGCUCUACUCCGAUGUACGGCCAACUUAUCCCCGUGAAUGGUUUUCGAUGCUGGCUAAACUCACCACCCACCACUCUCUUGCUUGGGAUGUUGGCACCGGCAACGGCCAAGCUGCCGUCCGAGUAGCUGAGCAUUACGAAAAAGUAAUAGCAACAGAUAUAGGAAAAGAUCUAUUAAGGCAUGCACAAAAACACCCAGGGAUUCAGUAUUUCCACACACCACUUUCCAUGUCUGAUGAGGAACUUGUGUCUAUAGCUGGUGGUGAUAAUUCUGUUGAUUUGAUCACUGUUGCUACUGCUGUUCACUGGUUUGAUCUCCCAAGGUUCUACUCGAUUGCAAAUCGUGUGCUAAGGAAACCAGGAGGCAUAAUAGCAGUUUGGAGCUACGCAAUGAUGAGUGUGAGCCCUGAAUUUGAUCAAAAAAUGAAGAGCUUUCUUGAUUCAACACAACCAUAUUGGCACUCAAAUAUACUGAAAUUCGUGUUUGGUGGGUACAAAACACUGCCAUUUCCUUUUGAGAGCGUGGGAUUAGGUUCAGAAGGUGAACCAAUUCAACUUGAGAUGAAAAAAGAGGUUUCAUUUGAAGGGUUCUUGGGAUGGCUCAAAUCAUGGUCAGCAACUGUGACUGCUAAGGAAAAAGGAGUUGAUUUGUUAACAGAUAAAUUGGUUAAAGAAAUUCAGGAAGCAUGGGGUGAGCCUAAAUUGGUUAGACCUGUUGUUUACAAUACUUUUAUGCUUGUAGGUAAGGUCAAAGUAUGAAAAAUUAAGUGAAUUUUGGUUGUUUAUUAGUACUAGAAUACGACCUAAGUGUUUGGAUGGUAUUGCAUUGCAUUGUGUUGUCUUGUAUUGUUAUUACCAAAAGCAUGUUUGUUUUGUUUUGUUUUGUUUGUUUGUUAGGUGAAUUUUAUUGUAGUGUAUCGUUAAGUUUCAUAGUUAUGUAAAGACGACGGAUUUGGUGGUA
Messenger RNA from Capsicum annuum, 1145 nucleotides. Its product is annotated as putative methyltransferase DDB_G0268948. Lineage: Eukaryota; Viridiplantae; Streptophyta; Magnoliopsida; Solanales; Solanaceae. Gene Ontology annotation, molecular function: S-adenosylmethionine-dependent methyltransferase activity. Bases 158 to 943 code for a protein of 261 amino acids. The transcript is spliced from 3 exons. The record is from RefSeq and is a predicted model, not a curated record.